Molecule: messenger RNA, 2181 nt
Organism: Monopterus albus (swamp eel)
Lineage: Eukaryota; Metazoa; Chordata; Actinopteri; Synbranchiformes; Synbranchidae
Product: RILP-like protein 1
Exons: 8
Coding region: 343-1719 (458 amino acids)
Biological process (GO): cilium assembly
Cellular component (GO): ciliary basal body; cytoplasm
Molecular function (GO): dynein light intermediate chain binding; small GTPase binding; protein dimerization activity
Source: RefSeq, a predicted model, not a curated record
GCUCGUCGAAGAGGACCACACAGUGACAGCAGAAACAAUGUAUUAUCAACAAUAAUAUUUUUAUUAUUUGUCAGUUUACGAUGACCUUAAGUCUGUUGUUUCAGCUACAGUCUAUUACAUACGCCAGGAUGCUAUUAACGUUUAAAGCAGCACGAGUUUUCGCGAGAAAAUGGAACGCAGCACCAGAAGUUAAAACUGUCAACAAACUGGUUCAAGUUAACUCAUGUUUAGGCUAGCUUGUUCAGACUCGACUUUAUACAGCAAGUGUGAGUCCAUUUAAGAGUGUGAUCAUAAAGAGAAAUAUGUUCAAUGUCGGAGGUGUAAAUAAAGCAGAAGACGGGUAUGGAAACCUGCGUUAAAUCAGCGCUGGAGAGACCCGCGGAGGAGCUGACGGUUACCGAUGUGUACGACAUAGCGGCGCUGCUCGGCCAGGACUUCGAGCGGAUCAUCGACAGGUUUGGGUGUGAGGCUCUGGUUGGGGUAGUGCCCAAAGUAGUGCGGGUUCUGGAGCUGCUAGAGGUGCUGGUUAGCCGUGGAGCCGCUGGACAAGAGGCGGAGGGGCUGCGGAGGGAGCUGGACAGGCUGAGACAGGAGCGGAGCGACCGAUGCGAGCAGGAAAGGAAGCACCAGAAGGAGUUGGAACUGGUGGAGGAUGUUUGGAGAGGAGAAGUGCAGGACCUGACUUCUCAAAUCACUCAGCUUCAGGCAGAGAACAAGAAGCUGUUCACCAGCCUCCCUCCUAAAGAGUCCUCCAUCACAGAAGAAGACCGUCAGAAACAGGAGGGAAUGUCAGAAAAAGAAAAACAGGUGAUGAAGAAGCUGAAAGACUUGGUGGAUAAACAGAAGGAUGAAAUCCGAGCUAAAGAACAUGAGCUGACCCUGAGGAAUGAGGAUGUUGAGGCGCUCCAGAUGCAGCAGCACCGGUUGAUGAGGAUCAACCAGGACCUUCGUCACAGGAUAGGAGUGAUGGAGGCCCAGGGGAAGGGACUGAUCCAGCAGAGGGCUGAGCUGGAGGCUGCAGCCCAGGCACAGCAACAGGAGCUAAGGGCUCUGCAGCUGGAGGUCACAAGGCUGAGGAAGGGGCUCUGGGAGUGGGAGCUAGAGAGAGAGGUCACUGAGAUGGAAGAGUUGUCUCUUAGAAGGUCCAGGGUAUCUCUACCUACAUCACAACAGAUGAUGUCCUCUGCAGCCAUGUCAGCUGACUCCAUCAAACCAAAUUCAGUGUGGAUGGAGUGUGGAGGGGACCCUGGCUUCCUGGUGAACUGUGACAAGAGUCUUUCCCUUCUCCCGGGGUCAUCAAACAGAGAAAAUAUUGUGGAAGAUGGUGAUGAAAAUGAAGAUGUGACAGCUUUGCAACAGCAGAAAGGGUCAACUGAAACACAGUCAGAAGAGGAGACAGAUAGCCUGGAGCAGGAGUCAGACAAACCUCACUUCACUCUGCAGGAGCUUCGUCACGUCCUGCAGGAGAGGAAUGAACUCAAGGCCCAAGUGUUUGUGCUCCAGGAAGAGCUGGCAUAUUACAAAAGUGAGGAGUCUGAGGAUGACGUCAGCUCCACUGUUUAUACACCAUCACAUCCACCAUGCUCCAGUUCCACUGAUCAGCCUGAAUCAGGAAUAAGACGCUUGAUCUUCACUGCUAUAAUGCCAAUGGUGGCAGCUGGUUUGAUCGCAGACGAUCCCACACUGUUGCCAAUCAGAAGACUUGUUUCCUUUCUGUGAUCUUGAAUUUGAAUAUAAACUCUUUUUUUAUGACUGCUCUUAUUUUUUUUCCCCAUACGGUGUCAGCAACAGACAGCAGACAUAUUUACAAGAACUGGAAAGAACUGGUUUACUUGGUUAUUUUAAAUAUUGUAUGUUUAAAAUAUAUUUCUAUUGCCUUUAUACACUUGAAACUGUGAUGAAUGACCCCCAUUUAUUAUUAGUGUUGCCAGCUUUUACAGCACAUUUUGGUAGCAUUGUAGCUAACUUGGUAAAGUAACCCAAGUAGUUAAAAUGUGAGACAUCUGGCCAUGCCUGUACACCCAUGUAUUUAUGACUUCUUAGGAUUUUGUGGCUUCAAAGUCAUUACCUGUCAGUGUGUUACUUUAUAUAUUAAAAUCCUGCUGUAAUGUCAAAUAACUUAGCAUCCACAAUUCUCAGUAUAUCGCUUGGCCUUAAUAAAGACAUGGUGUCACUACCCUA